Messenger RNA from Fusarium redolens, 843 nucleotides. RefSeq lists its product as uncharacterized. Lineage: Eukaryota; Fungi; Ascomycota; Sordariomycetes; Hypocreales; Nectriaceae. Gene Ontology annotation, molecular function: protein dimerization activity; DNA-binding transcription factor activity. Gene Ontology annotation, biological process: positive regulation of transcription by RNA polymerase II. The transcript has 2 exons. The record is from RefSeq and is a predicted model, not a curated record. Gene Ontology annotation, cellular component: RNA polymerase II transcription regulator complex. The coding region runs from base 1 to 843 and encodes 280 amino acids.
AUGUCUAAUGCUGGAAUCUCGAAGAAUCCACGCCCGAAACGGAAGAAUCGACCUCGGCCUUUGCCGCCCGAUGUCACGGCUAGAAACUUGGCUAUUGAGAAACAACGUCGCGGAGAAUUGAAAGAAGAUUUCUUGGAAUUGGCGCGCCUUAUCCCCGACCUUGCUAAUACACGACGCCUUACAAAGGUGCUGAUCGUAAACAAGAGCAUAGAACAUGUUCGGCAGCAACGGGCUCUUUCCCUUGCGGCAGCUAGCGAUAUGCAGGAAGUUGUUGACCAGAAUCAUCAACUUGUUGCGGAGGUGAAUGCUCUGCGUGCUCAAAUUGGAGGACCAUCUAUCCCUCAAACCCAGGUCAAGCCCAUGACCCAAGCUAUGACUCAACUAGCCGAAACAAAGAACCACGUCUUCGGAACCUUCCCAGCAGGCUUUGGAGAUAACUGGGCGGAAGAAUACUCCCAGGGUCAGCAUGAGACAACACGUGAAGUGGACUUCUCACCUGAUAAUCCUAAUGCGCCCCCUGUCCCGCAUACAGAUGUCAAUGUUACACCAGGCAGCAUACAAAGCAGCCUAGAAACUACUCCCGGAUCUAUGCCGGCCUCAGCAUAUCAUGAACCUCAAACGAACUUCAACAUGUGCUUGAAUACAGCGCCCGGGCCUAGUUUUCCCUUUCCAGACCUUUUGGGUACCGGCCAUUCUUAUUUGGACGAUCCUCUGAUGGCGAAUCUCUGGACUCAGGAGGUUAUUGGUGAGGGUUCAGCUUGGAUUGAUGGUCUGAGUGGGAGCGACAUUUCAGUUUUAGUUCAGAAUGGUACAGGGGAUAAUGAGAUACAGAGUUGUAUUUAG